UACCCGCCCUGGAGAGAUACAAUUUAUAGGCAUGUAAAAUUACAAAAUUGGACACGAUAUGGAGAAAGUACACAUUCAAGCCUAAAACCAGAACUCAGAUCACCCAAUGAACAUGAACCCUUUACAUUCCAGGGCAAAGGAAAUCCUCUUAAAAGAGAAUGAUUUAAUUUCUUCCCACGUGAUUUGGGGGUAGCCACCAGCUCAGAUGGCUUCAAAGGAAACAUUUCCGGAGGAGAGGUCAACAGAUAUGCCGAAUACCAAAAUGGAACCUCCAUGUCCAGAGGCAGUCACAGUCUGAACCGUUAAGGCUGAGGCUUCCGUGCAGGGAUGACACCCCUUUGCAUUCUCCUUCCGCAGUGGCAACGGAGGCUGAGCGUGGCAGAAUCCUCCACUUUAUCCCCUUUUGCCCAUCAGUGCCCUCCCCCAGCCACCACAGCAAUCUUUGCCUUUUUAAAAGUAGAUAGUAGCUUUACUGCUGUCAUGUAAUAAAGUUAAACUGAUGCAUUUGCUGGAUGCUCUGCUGUAAGAUGUUCUUAAGGCCUCUGGCAGAAACCAGACAGACCUUUGCUCUGUUCUGGCAAUGUUGUCCUUGCAUUCUUAGGAUGUUUACUUUCAACCCUGUCUCUUACCUUGGUGACCUGAAUUUUGGGUUCCUCCAGUUAUCUCCUGCUGCUCCUCUUUGUUGUUCCAAUGGUUUUGUAUGCUUUGAAAAUGUCCCAAGGAGCUGGGUGAGGAACCAUGUCCCUUUCCCACAAGCCCCUGGGGCUGGGGCCCUCGGUUAAUGAGUGACCGGGGCAGAAGAGAUCAGCUAUCCCCCUUGGGGCUUCCUCCACUCAGAGAAAUCCACCGUCUUUGCCCCGCAGCAUCUCAGGCUUGAGCCGCCAUGAAGCUCUUUGCCAUAACGCUGGCCUUGGCCGUCUUUAUAGGCUCCUGCGAUUCUGACCUCAGUGCUGAACCGGUUUCCAAGUUGGAGCAAUUAAUGAGGAACAUUCAGGAAUACGUUUCAGACAUCAGCGGAGACAUUGAAGAGCUGGCGGCCGUGGUCGGCGAAUCGGAUCUUGCCCAGGAGAUGAAAGACUACACUGCAGAGAACUAUUCAAACAUAAGUCGGCGUCUUCAGAAGAUAGAGGCCGAUUUGCCCAGCGAGGUCAAACGAACCCUUCAGCUGGUUUUCAGUAUCCCUCCAAGAGUUGCAAUUGAGGUGUUUUCCGGCUUUUCAAAACUCACUGAUAGGCUGAAGUUUGCCUUGGAAGAGGUCUAUGAGACGCUGGAACCUGUCGUGAGCCCCUACGCCAAACCAGUGGUGGGUCAAGUGAGAACAUACGCUGAUGCUCUCCGUACCGGAAUAAAGGAAUUAAACAAAAACCAGAAGGACAAACUGAAACUGCAAGUGGAAGAGAUGGGCCCUUACGUCAAGAACGUUCAGAACCAGGUGCGGGAAUUUCAGGUAGCCUUGCAACCCAUGACGGAUAAGGUGCAGGAGAGGUUCAAAGAAAACAUGGAGAGCGCUACCAACUCCCUAAAGCCUUACAUGGGGCCAGUUCUGGAAAAACUUGGAGAAUACCAUCCGCACUUCAAGAACUGGGUCAUGAACCUUAUUUCUCCAUUAUUUACCUAGAACAGAACCCAGCCAACCUCUUUACAUCGGCAUCCAAGGACGUGGGGGCUUGAUAUGUUGUCUCUACAAUUCCUGAGGGGGGAGAGUUAGAGCACAUCUGUAAACCUUCCUGAGAUCGUGUAAUAAAAAGAUGCCCCCAACAAUGAGU
Eublepharis macularius is the source of this 1766-nucleotide messenger RNA. RefSeq lists its product as uncharacterized. The transcript is spliced from 3 exons. NCBI's taxonomy places the organism in Eukaryota, Metazoa, Chordata, Lepidosauria, Squamata, Eublepharidae. Bases 884 to 1618 code for a protein of 244 amino acids. The record is from RefSeq and is a predicted model, not a curated record.